This is a messenger RNA of Salvelinus sp. IW2-2015, 404 nucleotides long. Lineage: Eukaryota; Metazoa; Chordata; Actinopteri; Salmoniformes; Salmonidae. The record is from RefSeq and is a predicted model, not a curated record.
AUGCUUAUAGACGUCAAGGCUUUGGAGCAUCUGCAUAACAAACUUUCAGUGAUACACCGAGAUGUGAAACCGUCCAACGUGCUGAUCAACACACAGGGCCAGGUGAAGAUGUGUGUUGGCAUCAGCGGCCACCUGGUGGACUCUGUGGCCAAGACCAUGGACGCCGGCUGCAAGCCCUACAUGGCGCCGGAACGGAUAAACCCCGACCUCAACCAGAAAGGCUACAGCGUCAAGUCAGACAUCUGGAGUCUAGGAAUCACAAUGAUUGAGCUGGCCAUCCUGAAGUUCCCCUAUGACUCGUGGGGUACACCCUUCCAGCAACUGAAGCAGGUAGUGGAUGAGCCMUCUCCUCAGCUGCCCUCGGACCGCUUCUCCCCCGAGUUUGUGGACUUCAGCUCCCAGUG